Orbilia oligospora ATCC 24927 is the source of this 1137-nucleotide messenger RNA. RefSeq lists its product as uncharacterized. The transcript has a single exon. The record is from RefSeq and is a predicted model, not a curated record. Gene Ontology annotation, cellular component: mitochondrion; cytoplasm. The coding region runs from base 1 to 1137 and encodes 378 amino acids. Lineage: Eukaryota; Fungi; Ascomycota; Orbiliomycetes; Orbiliales; Orbiliaceae. Gene Ontology annotation, molecular function: 2-dehydropantoate 2-reductase activity; NADP binding. Gene Ontology annotation, biological process: pantothenate biosynthetic process.
AUGAACGUCCUCCCGCGAAUCCACAUCCUCGGAUCCGGCAACAUCGGCUGCCUUGUCGCCCACUCCCUUCGCUCUCUCGCAAACCCCCCACCAGUCACUCUCCUCCUUCACAAAGCCGAGGUCCAACAGGCAUUCCGAAAAUGUAGUAAUCGCAUCCGCGUCGAGCGGAAUCGUAUAGCCUCCUUAGUCGGUGGAUUUCAGCACGAAGUUACCGACCGUGCCAUGUUCGAAACAUGGGCCUCGGCCUCUGCCAAACCGAUCCAAAACCUUAUUGUCACGACAAAAGCACACCAGACUAUCCCGGCUCUCGAAAGUAUCCGAGAUAGAUUAUCCCCUGAGAGCACCAUUAUGUUACUACAGAACGGCAUGGGUGUGCUAGAGGAAGUUAAUUCAACGAUCUUCCCGGAUGCUAAGACUAGGCCGAAUAUGGUCAUCGGAAUAACUAGCCAUGGUGCGCAUACGAUCCGUCCUUUCAAUGUCAUCCACGCCGGGUAUGGUAAAAUCGACAUGUCAGUCGUCCCGCGAGAGCCGUUACCAAAAGGGGAAUCUUAUUCUAUCGCUACACCUACCAUCCUCUCUUUCCCACAGGAAACGAGACCGUUCAUCGAAACACUAUUGGAAUGCCAUGAUCUAAGUUAUGGAAUUACAAGUUACCCAGAAAUACUAGCCGUACAGCUCGAAAAACUAGCAGUCAAUGCGGUAAUAAACCCGUUAUCUGUUAUGUUCAACUGUUACAACGGCCAGCUAGUGUACAACUUCCCGAUAUCUAGAAUGCUGCGAUUGAUUCUCUUCGAAGUUGCAAAGGUCAUCGCUGCGAUGCCGGAAUUGGAUAAUAUCCCAUCAAGAGAUAUAAGAUUUUCUCCAGAGAGGCUGGAGAGGGUUGUCAUUGGAAUAGCCAAGAAGACAUCCGUAAAUAUAAGCUCUAUGCUACAGGAUGUACGGAGUGGCAAGAAUACAGAGGUGGAGUAUAUUAACGGCUACCUUGUGAAGAAGGGUGCCGAAUUAGGAAUUCCCUGUGCAGUCAACUUCAUGCUCAGAGAGAUGGUGAAGGCGAAGCUAGAGAUGGUCGGUGCCAAGAUCAGAGCAGAUCUACCAUUAGAGGAUAUAGGCCGGGUACCUUAUAAAGAAAUGCUGUAG